AUGGCUUCAACUGAGGCGAAUAUACUGGAACAUGCAUCGAAGUUCGGGACCCUGAAACAGGUGCAGAAGUCCCUCUGUACCACGGAACGCCUGUCAGUGCCUGUGGGAGGGACCAGCGUACGUGGUCUUCUCCAUCUUCCUGCGGGAUAUGCAGAGAACAAGGAGAGAGUCGCUGCUGCUGCGAUACUCCUUUCUGGGGCCGGCGGGGGCGUCGUUGGCCCUUCCUCAAUGUAUAUCUCCAUUGGAGACAAAGUCGCCAGUCUCCGACGUGGCAUUCCUGUGCUUCGGCUGGAUUACCGCUAUCCGGCCCAUGACACUCCCUGCGUGGAAGAUGUGGUUGCGGCAAUGGACCAUUUGGAGCAGAAGUAUUCUAUUCGCAAAUUCGUCUUGGUUGGCUGGUCAUUCGGGGGCGCGCCAGUGUUCACAGUGGGCGGGCAAGAGAAAGGGUGUGCUACCAUUGCAAGCCAAACCGCAGGUACGAGUGGGAUAGGGAAGCUUGCCCCAAGGCCAUUGCUCUUGCUCCACGGUACCGGCGAUCGAAUAUUGCGAUGGCACUGUUCCCAGAGCCUCUACGAGUCGUAUGGAAAAGGUGGGGAGCGACAAUUGAAGCUCUUCCAGAACGACGAUCACGCGUUGACAAGACAUGCGCUCGAGGCAGAGGAACUGCUAUGCGAGUUUAUUGCGAAGUGCGUUGGGCUGAGGAUAGAGAACGAUGAGCAAGAAAAGGUCAUCCAGAGGCCGUUGGUGGACACCGGCGAAAGAGUAGAAUUGAUGAAGAAGGGCGGCGAUCUCGAGGGCGAGAGCAUCGAGUAA
This is a messenger RNA of Fonsecaea erecta, 813 nucleotides long. RefSeq lists its product as hypothetical. NCBI's taxonomy places the organism in Eukaryota, Fungi, Ascomycota, Eurotiomycetes, Chaetothyriales, Herpotrichiellaceae. The transcript is spliced from 3 exons. The record is from RefSeq and is a predicted model, not a curated record. The coding region runs from base 1 to 813 and encodes 270 amino acids.